Gambusia affinis (western mosquitofish) is the source of this 2170-nucleotide messenger RNA. It is a transcript of the gene sass6, whose product is annotated as SAS-6 centriolar assembly protein. Bases 183 to 1919 code for a protein of 578 amino acids. The transcript has 16 exons. Gene Ontology annotation, biological process: centriole replication. The record is from RefSeq and is a predicted model, not a curated record. Gene Ontology annotation, cellular component: centriole; centrosome. NCBI's taxonomy places the organism in Eukaryota, Metazoa, Chordata, Actinopteri, Cyprinodontiformes, Poeciliidae.
CCGGUACGGUAGGUGGCAGUAAGGCAACAUUGUCAUCCCCCCAAAAAACAUAAGGACUGGGAAGAAGAAGUUAAAACAGUUGGCGGCUGAAAGCGGCAAAAGCUCUAGGCAACAAGACAGCUGAAGCUGUUAGCUUUUGUAAUCGGCCUCUUCAGUAGCUUUCUAGUUUGAACAUCACCAUCAUGGAAGAACUGUUCAACAAAGUCUUACAGGUUCAUGUGAAGCAUAAGGACUGCGAGGAAAGGAAAGCAAAUGUCCGUGCCACUAUUGAGCUGUCAACUACUCCAGUUCACAGAAGGGAUCUUCUAGUAAAGUUAACUGAUGAUGCAGACCCAUAUUUUCUUUUCACCCUUCCUAUAUCAGAAGAAGACUUCCAAAGUUUGAAAGUGCAGCAGGGUCUGUUGAUAGACUUUGCAUCAUUUCCUCAGAAGUUUAUUGACCUGCUUAACCUGUGUGACUUGGAGCAAGACUCAGACAAUCCCAGGUUUCUCCUUCAUUUGACAUGCCAGUCUACAAUGGUGGAGGGCUGUGCCACCUUCAGCGUAGUAGAGACAAAUGCUUUCAAACACUUGAACCACUUAUCUCUGCGGCUUAUUCAAGGCUCAAACAAAGAAGUGAAAGAAUAUUUGGCAGCCUGUCUGGCGUCUUUGAAGGCAGAAAAACAGGCUUUAGACAGGAAGCUCAAGGAGACUGAAGACGAUCUGUCUAGGCAGCUGAGUUACACUCAGCAGACUCUGUCUGAAAAGACUAAAGAGCUGGAGAAACUGCGGUCAGAGUGGACGAAUAAGACCAGCUCGCUUUCUAGCCGUCAUUCUGAGGAGUUGCAGUUAGAGAGGGAGAAAAUUUUAGAGUUGCAAAGCAGAUUUCAGCAUGAGACAGAGCAACUGCGUCAGGAGCUGGAGACUGCUCAUAGGAAGAGCUCACAGCAGCUCCAAAGCAGACUGACUGAGCUGGAGACGUCCUGCAGGGAGCAGACUGAGAGGAGGUAUAAGAACGAGUCCAUCAUCCGAGACCUAAAAAUCAAACUAUCUGGGUCGGAAGAGGAAUGCCAGCGUUUAAAGCAGCAGGUCCUGAGUCUCAGGAGGGAGAACAGCACUCUUGACACAGAGGUCCAUGAAAAGGAGCGUGUAGUGAGCCAGCUGCAGGUCAGAGUGGCUGUUCUGGAGCAGGAGGUCAAAGAUAAGGAGAUGGUGAUGUAUCGCACCAAGGAGGUGUUGGAGGCCACUCAGCAGCAGAAGGAAUCAGUGGAGGAAAGUGCAGAAAAUAAGGAAGUUCAGUUGAGAAAACUUGAAGCAACAGUGAAAUCACUGUCAGAAGAACUGCUAAAGGCUAAUGGGAUAAUACAGAAACUGCAAGGAGAGGUUCGAGGUCUUGUUGGAAAAGUAAAGGUCAAAAAUACUGUGACUGUGUCACAGGAAAAAGUUCUUCGAGAGACGCAAGCUAAACUUGAAAGUGUUGACAAGGAUCUACAGUGUGCUCAGAGGCAGCUCCUAAGUAAGGAAGAGGAGGUCAAAGAACUGAAGGAGCAUUUGGAAAUGACAGUACAAAAGCUAAACGAAAGCAAAGAAGUUUUAAAAACAAAUGAAAAUGUUAUAAACUGGCUUAAUAAGCAGCUAAAUGAAGUUCAACUAUCCAAAAAGCCACUGCCUGCUGAACCUCUGGACAUUUCUCCAGGAUUAUCCACACUAACGGGACUCAGGGUGCAGUUUCACCCUCAGGCUGGUAAAUCUGCUGUCUCAUCAGACGUUACUCCUGCUGAUCACAGAGUUCGUCUGACACUCAACAGACAGUUCUGGUGUUUCCUCCUGUGGGCAGUGGAGAUUCUGCUGGUCUGGAUCCCAAGUACUUCAGCAACGGAGAGGAUGGCAUCUCAGCCUACUCUUUAUCAUCAAAUAUUAUCCAAAGAGAGUUGGCCCUGAAAACAAAGCCUUCUGGGACCUCUGCAUACUUCUCGUCAUGAGGAGGCCAGCACUUCCUCUGGUGUCAUCCCAUGUGUCUUAAGAGCUUUCCAUUAUAAACAAAACCAAUGCUGUACCUUGGUAUUUUAAUUUUUCAAAGCUUUUUGCUCUUAUUUGGUGUUGCUUUCCCAUGUUAUUGUUGUUCAACUUGUUUUUGUGACUCUUUGGCUUCAAAUUAAACUUUUCAAAAUGUUGAUUUUUCUUACUUUAAA